Messenger RNA from Daucus carota subsp. sativus, 834 nucleotides. RefSeq lists its product as uncharacterized. The record is from RefSeq and is a predicted model, not a curated record. The coding region runs from base 1 to 834 and encodes 277 amino acids. The transcript has a single exon. Lineage: Eukaryota; Viridiplantae; Streptophyta; Magnoliopsida; Apiales; Apiaceae.
AUGGCGAAUGGGGGAAGAAACAACUUUGCAGAAAUGCAAAAUCCCUUAUUUUUACACCCUUCCGAUGGGCCUACGUCAGUCAGUGUCACGAAACUACAGGGUGCUAGCGAUUAUCGAAGCUGGAAACGUUCCUUGGAGAUUCAACUUUCUUCAAAGAGAAAGCUCGGAUUUGUCAAUGGGACAGUCCUCCGAAACACCACUGAUGAAACUCAAGGUAUGCAAUGGGAUACUUGUAAUGAUUUGGUCAUUUCUUGGAUACAUAAUAAUGUAUCUGAUACUAUACGCCAAUCUAUUCUGUUUAUCAACUCUGCUCAUGAGAUCUGGAAACACUUAGAGAAAAGGUUUCAGUUAAGUAAUGGCUCUCGCAAGUAUAAGCUAAACAAAGAUCUGUUUAGUCUUAAGCAGAAUAAGACAAAGAUAACUGAGUAUUUCACAACACUCAGUAGUAUCUGGGAAGAAAUUGACUCCAUGAAUACUUUGCCUCCUAUAACCACUGUCACGCCUGAGAUUUCAGCCUUGUUAAAAGCUAUAAACACCCAGAGAGAAGAGGCAAAACUUUUUGUGUUCUUGAAUGGACUAGACGAUGCCUAUAGUUCAUUGCGCAGUCAAUUGCUAAUGCGUCAUCCCUUACCUCCUGUUGAAGCUGCGUGCGCUGUGAUACAACAAGAAGAAUCACAGAUCGAUGUCUUGCAAAAUUUAGAUGUUGAAUUUUCUGCAAUGAAUACUACAGGGCCUCAUACCAGUGCUAGCCAGGGCAGGAUGGGUUGUGCUGAAUGUGGGGGCAAAGGGCACCAAACUGACAAAUGUUGGUCUAAAGUUGGAUACCCAAAAUGA